Messenger RNA from Phyllostomus hastatus (greater spear-nosed bat), 1391 nucleotides. Its product is annotated as gap junction alpha-3 protein-like. The record is from RefSeq and is a predicted model, not a curated record. Gene Ontology annotation, cellular component: connexin complex. Gene Ontology annotation, biological process: cell communication. NCBI's taxonomy places the organism in Eukaryota, Metazoa, Chordata, Mammalia, Chiroptera, Phyllostomidae.
AUGGGUGACUGGAGUCUUCUGGGGAGACUAUUAGAUGCUGCACAGGAGCGCUCCACAGUGAUUGGGAAGGUCUGGCUGUCAGUCCUGUUCAUUUUCCGGAUCCUGUUGCUGGGAGCUGGGGUGGAGUCAGUGUGGGGAGAUGAGCAGUCAGGCUUCACCUGCAACACCAAGCAGCCAGGCUGUGAGAACGUCUGCUAUGACCAGGCCUUCCCCAUCUCCCACACCCGCUUCUGGGUGCUGCAGAUCAUCUUUGUGUCCACGCCCACCCUCAUCUACCUGGGGCACGUGCUGCACAUUGUGCGCAUGGAACAGAAGAAGAGAGGGCACGAGGAAGAGCAAGUGAAGGGAGACAACGACCAAGUCCAGAGGAACAGGCACCCAGUGCAGGAUGACCAGGGAAAUGUCCGCAUCGCUGGGGCCCUGCUUUGGACCUACGUCUUCAACAUCAUCUUUAAGAUGCUAUUUGAAGUGGGCUUCAUUGCUGGACAGUACUUUCUGUAUGGCUUUCAGCUGAAGCCACUCUACCGCUGUGACAGGUGGCCCUGCCCCAACACGGUGGACUGCUUCAUCUCCAGGCCCACAGAGAAGACCAUCUUCAUCAUCUUCAUGCUGGUUGUGGCCUGCCUGUCCCUCUUACUCAACAUGCUGGAGAUAUACCACCUGGGCUGGAAGAAGCUUAAACAGAACGUGAAAAACCAUUAUGGCCCUGACACUCCUGACUCAACAGUUGGAGAUGUGAUCCCGCUGCCCUCCUGCUAGGCCACAGCCACUGGUACUGUGGGGUGCCCUCCUUACUAUACUCACUCUGCCUUUUCCCUGGGACAGGAAGUGGCCACAGCCUGUCCUGUCCCCCCACCAGCAACUGACCUCAAUGUGACAGCCCCACCCCUGACACGGGGGAAGAGCCUCCCUGACAAAUUGUACAACAGUAACCAUCACCUGCUAAUGACAGAGCAGAACUGGGCCAACCAGGAGACCAAGCAGAAGACAUCUGUUAGGAAGGUCCCCCCUGCCAUGUCCACAUCUUCCUCCUUUACCCCUCCAGGCAGCCCCCAGCCACUCCCACAGGAGGACAGAGUAGGCAGCAAGGAGUCUGUCCAGCUGGAGAAUGGGGACGGCAGCAGCUUGGGAGAGAGCAGACUGGAAGUGAUUCCCGAUGAGGGGCAGCAGGCAGUGACCACUGCUGUGGAGAUGCACCUGCCCCAUUUGCCCCCCACAGACCCCAGACAGUCAAGCGGGGCCAGUGAGUCCAGUGGCAGUCGGGCCAGACCCAAUGACUUGGCCAUCUAGUCAGCUCUAUAAUGACCUCUUUUCUAGCCACCAAAACCAAAGUGCACUUCAAAUGAGCAGGUAGAAAGCCUAGAGGGACAGAGGGCACUGGAGCAGGGGAG